Molecule: messenger RNA, 771 nt
Organism: Rhodotorula graminis WP1
Lineage: Eukaryota; Fungi; Basidiomycota; Microbotryomycetes; Sporidiobolales; Sporidiobolaceae
Exons: 2
Coding region: 1-771 (256 amino acids)
Biological process (GO): rRNA processing; negative regulation of transcription by RNA polymerase II
Cellular component (GO): nucleolus
Molecular function (GO): DNA binding
Source: RefSeq, a predicted model, not a curated record
AUGGUCUCGUUCAGCUGCGAGCAGUGCAACGACACGGUCAAGAAGCCCAAGCUCGACCAGCACGCAGGCCGUUGCCGUGGCGCCUACUUCACCUGCAUCGACUGCAACACAACCUUCGAGGGCACAUCGUACCGCGCGCACACGUCGUGCGUCUCCGAGGAGCAACGGUACCACAAGUCGAUCUACAAGGCGCCCAAGGGCAAGGGCAAGAAGUCCCAGCAGGGCCAGAACGGCGCACCCGCUCCCGAGCCUGCACCUGCACCUGCACCCGCACCCGCACCCGCAUCUGCGCCCGCACCGCCGGCCGAGGUCAAGAAGGUCGAGGCGCAGCCCAAGGAGGCCGAGCAGAAGAAGCGCGCGCGGGAAGACGACACCUCGGCGGCGGCGGCGCCUGUGGCCGACGCGCCCGCGCCCGCAGCGGCAGCAGCGGCGGACGGCGGUGCGGGCGAGCCGGCGCAGAAGAAGAAGAAAAAGAGCAAGAAGGCCAAGGGCGGCGAGGUCGGUGCGGCCGAGGCGAGCGGCGCGGCGCACGAGGCCGGCUCGACGACGGCCGCAGCGGCGUCCGCGGCGACGCCGUCGGUCAAGACGUUCCUGUCCGAGGCCGUCACGCCGCUCCUCGCCGGCGACAACGUGUCGCUCGCCGACGUGCGUGAGAAGGUCGUCGAGCAGGCCAAGGCCAAGGGCUUCAAGGUCGACGAGGUCGAGAAGGCGCUGUGGGCCGGCCUCAAGGUCGGCGGCAAGAAGCAGAAGGUCCGCGCCGAGUUUGCGUAG